Coniosporium apollinis CBS 100218 is the source of this 1170-nucleotide messenger RNA. RefSeq lists its product as uncharacterized. The record is from RefSeq and is a predicted model, not a curated record. NCBI's taxonomy places the organism in Eukaryota, Fungi, Ascomycota, Dothideomycetes. The transcript has 5 exons. Bases 1 to 1170 code for a protein of 389 amino acids.
AUGUCAUUCUUCGCUCCCCCUCCCAAGCCGCAGACACCUCUGGGCUACCACCGCAUCCUGUCCCCCACAGCAGCCGUCAAAGUCUCCCCGAUAGUCUUGGGCGGCAUAAGCAUCGGCAGCUCAUGGAGCGAGCUCUUUGGCCAGAAUGAAGACCCCUUCGCCCUUCUCGACAGCUACUUCUCCCUCGGCGGCAACUUCAUCGACACAUCCAACACUUACAAUUCCGAGGAUUCGGAAAGGCUUAUCGGCGAAUGGAUGGAGAAGCGUGAAAACCGGGAUCAGAUGGUUAUCGCGACAAAGUACUCGGCCGGCUAUCGGGCGUACAAUCGGGAGAAGGAGCCACUGCAGAGUAAUUUCACGGGGAACUCGGUGAAGAGCAUGCAUGUCUCCGUUAGAGACAGUUUGAAGAAACUGAGGACAGACUACAUCGAUAUUCUUUACGUACAUUGGUGGGAUUUCGCAACUUCAGUCGAAGAGGUGAUGACGCAUUUGCAUGCCUUUGUUAUGGCCAGGCAAGUUUUGUACCUUGGGGUAUCUGAUACUCCUGCUUGGGUUGUUGUCAAAGCGAACGAAUUCGCCCGCAAAAACGGAUUCACGCCCUUCUCCAUCUACCAGGGCCGGUGGAACGCCGCAUUCAGGGACAUGGAAGCUGAAAUUAUCCCCAUGUGCGAGGACCAGGGGCUGGCGAUUGUACCUUGGGCGGCCCUGGGCGGUGGUCAGUUGAUGUCGGCCGAGCAGAGGAAGCAGAAGGAGCAGGAUCCCGGAGCUCGUAAACCCCGCGGGUUAACUGAGAAUGAUGUUAAGAUUUCCGAGGUGUUGGAGCAGAUUGCUAGGACUAAGAGCACAACGCUACAGGCUGUAGCUCUAGCUUACCUGUUUCACCAAUCAACUUACGUCUUCCCUAUUGUUGGUGUCCAGACUGUCGAACACGUCAAAGCGAUGCCCGACGCGUUACGCAUCAAACUCUCAAGAGAGGAUAUCGACGCGAUCCAGAAGGCUGUGCCCUUCAAUCCCCUCUUCCCGGUGAACUUCCUUUUCAAUUUUAGAGGUGACCAGGACUACAACCUCAGUCUCACUGCGGCGAACAGCCAGCAGUAUCAGAUGGCUGCGUGGAUCGAUGCACCCCCGAAACAGCCGCCUUACGAACCUCAAGUUGAGAUGGAACAGUAG